Messenger RNA from Gastrolobium bilobum, 1965 nucleotides. RefSeq lists its product as uncharacterized. NCBI's taxonomy places the organism in Eukaryota, Viridiplantae, Streptophyta, Magnoliopsida, Fabales, Fabaceae. The record is from RefSeq and is a predicted model, not a curated record. Bases 43 to 1545 code for a protein of 500 amino acids. The transcript is spliced from 5 exons.
GAUUCGUCAGACACUGACGUGGACGGUAAUUUUGAGGCUGACAUGAGCGCCGUAAGUCUCGGUACCCCAGCCUUGUCACCACUUCAUGUCGACCCAGUCAGUAGUGAUGCAGGGUCUGAGGAGCCAUUCUGGAAUGAAAGCCAACAUUAUUCAUUCAUUAACUGGGCGCACCCUAAUGACGAGUUGGAGAUCCUAUAUGGCGAUGAUGACUUGCACGGAGGUUGGAAGUUAGGAGAUCCGUUAUUUGUGCAACAAGAAUUUGGGUCCAAACCAGAAUUGCAACAUGCUGUGAAGAUACAUUGUAUGAAGGGGCGCAGGACAGCCAUAGUUGAAAAAAGCGACGAGUCAAGAUUUGUUAUGAAGUGUAAAAACCAUGCUGACGGUUGUCCCUGGUAUAUGAGGGCAAUUAAGCCGAAGAAGGGAGCUAACUGGGUGGUCCGUAAAUGGGGUCAAGGUCACACAUGCCUAAAUCAAGGCCUAGCACAGGAUCAUAGACAGUUGGAUUCAAAUGUCAUUUGUGCGGCUAUAAUGAAUAUGUUAAAGGAAGAUCCAUCCACAAGACCAGCUCUGAUACAGGAGAGGAUACAGGGAACAUAUGGAUACAACAUAACGUACAGGAAGGCCUGGAAGGCAAAAAUGAAGGCCAUCGUUAAGUUGUUUGGUGACUGGGAGAAAUCGUACGCAUUCUUGCCAAAUUGGCUGAAGUAUAUGACGGAGGUGAAUGUGGGUUCUGUGUUCAAACUUGAUACAAAUCAAUGUUUUGAUGAACGUCGGGUUUAUACAGACAGGGCCGUAUUUCAAAGGGUUUUUUGGACAUUUCACCAAUGCAUUGAAGCAUUCAAACACUGCAAGCCUAUAAUUCAAAUUGACGGCACUCAUCUGUAUGGGAAGUACAGAGGUACUCUAUUGAUUGCAACAUCUCAGGAUGGAGAUGGAUUUCUGCUCCCUAUUGCCUUUGCUGUUGUUCCUCCAGGUGAGAGGUUGGAUGAUUGGUCCUGGUUUCUUAGCCUUUUACGUUUUCAUGUCACACAUAGGCAUGGUAUUUGUCUAAUAUCCGAUCGUCAUCGAAGCAUCAUAAGGGCGGUGAAAGACCACGGAGGGUGGCAGCCUCCAUAUGCUUAUCAUGUAUUUUGUCUACGUCACAUCGGAAGCAACUUCAAUACCCGUUUUAGGAAUGUGGAAUUGAAGAAAACGUUGAUGAAAUUAGGGUACACAUGUUCAAAGAUAAAUUUCGACAUUAGGUACAAGGAAUUUAUCGAGAACAAUCCUGAAGUUGCUUCAUGGUUGGAUGCGAUUCCGAAAGAGCAAUGGUGCAGGUCGUAUGAUGAGACAGGACGUAGGUUUGGUCAUAUGACAACUAACCUAUCUGAGUGUGUGAAUAAGGUGCUUCGUGGAGCACGAAAUCUGCCUAUAUCUGCAUUGGUCAAGAUGACAUUCAGUAGACUCGUUGAGUAUUUCGUCAAGAGACGUGAAGGGAUUGAAAAAGAUAUCUCACAAGGUUGGAUAAUUUCAAAGAAGGUUGAGGCAGCGUUGCAAAAAAAAUGAUGAAUUGGCUGGCACUUAUCGUGUGAGGAUAUAUGAUAGUGACCUGUUAUUGUUUGAGGUUGAGGAUGCCUACAAUCAAUCUACACACGAGGUCGGUGACAUCAUGAGAGUGGACUUAAUCAAUCGUACAUGUCAGUGUGGUAGGUUUACAGCAAGGAGGUAUCCCUGCAGUCAUGUAUUAGCAGUUUGCAAGGUAGCCAAGCUAAACCAUUAUGAUUAUGUGGAUCAUGUUUUCAAAAUUCCAACCAUUGCUAAAGUAUAUGCUGCACACUGGUUUCCUAUUGGCAAUGAAUUGUUGAUUCCAUCCGUUGUUGGGCCUACUGUAAUUCCGGAUGCUCAGUUGGUACGUGCAAAAGGAAGACCAAAGUCUUCAAGGAUUCAGAAUGAGAUGGAUUGGGUUGAGUCUCAACCCUCUAGCAG